GGGCAAUACAGUCAAUUCCGACACAAGAAGCAAUAAUAUCUAAUAAGCCCAACUUUGUCUUGGUUCUUACAAAUUCAUAGGUGGAUAUAAAUGGUAGUCUUAUCCAUUUCCUUAUAACCAAACAAAAAAAUGUAAAUAAAAAAGAAAAAGAAAAAAACAUCUCAUUCUUCAACCUUAGGGAGAAAUGGCUGAAACUCUCACUUCCCUAACACUUCUGCAGCCUUGCAUCAAGCAAAGUUCUCAACAAACAACUAAGGCUCAAUUCACCUCACUUUCUAAAUCAAUUAGGCAGAGCUCAAGUUCAAGGUUUUACAAGAUUAAAGAUGAAAGAAGAAGAUCGUUGGUUCGUGCGAACGCGUUGCCCGAUUGGCCGUUGAUGGCAGUUAUGGUUGAACACAUGGAAGGGCAAAGAGACCUCAUCACACACAAGUCAAUUUGGCAUCUCAGUGAUCAAGCCAUUAAGAAUGUUUAUACAUUCUACAUAAUGUUUACUGUGUGGGGGUGCUGUUUCUUUGGCUCCACAAAGGAUCCAUUCUAUGAUUCAGAAGGAUAUAGAGGAGAUGGUGGAGAUGGAACUGGACAUUGGAUUUAUGAAAAGCAAGAAGACAUGGAGGAAUUAGCAAGAGCAGAGCUGUGGAGGGAAGAGUUGAUUGAAGAGAUUGAGCAAAAAGUUGGGGGAUUAAGAGAAUUGGAAGAAGCUGGCAAAAAAGAAGAGCUUGUUAAAUAAUUCUUCUAGUAAAUCAAGUUUAUACAAAUAAUAUUUAUUGGACUUUGAGAUUUGUAAAAUUUAUACUACUGAUUAAGUUGGAUUAACUUAUGUACUUCUCAAGUUUUUUUUAAUUAUUUAGACAUUAAAAUCA
Salvia miltiorrhiza (redroot sage) is the source of this 860-nucleotide messenger RNA. RefSeq names its product photosynthetic NDH subunit of subcomplex B 4, chloroplastic. The record is from RefSeq and is a predicted model, not a curated record. NCBI's taxonomy places the organism in Eukaryota, Viridiplantae, Streptophyta, Magnoliopsida, Lamiales, Lamiaceae. Bases 185 to 727 code for a protein of 180 amino acids. Gene Ontology annotation, cellular component: NAD(P)H dehydrogenase complex (plastoquinone); chloroplast thylakoid membrane. The transcript has 6 exons. Gene Ontology annotation, biological process: photosynthetic electron transport in photosystem I.